GUACCGUAGGUACCAGCUUGUACCGUACCGUAGGUACCGCAGUAGGUGCCGUGGUAGGACGAGAAUUAACUUAAAAAUCCACAACGCGGUAAUGGGGGAGUUGACCGCACUUCGUGCUGAGCUUGAACGGGUACGUCCAGUUGUGAAUCGAAUCAUUGGCUGGCAACAGGCCCGCGAGGAAUCUAAUCGUAUAACUCUAGAGAAUGAGCGACUAAUUGAUGAACGGGAUUCGAUGGAGAAUCGAAUUAAAUUGGCCGCGGAUACAAGAAUCAUGCAACUCGAGGAGAGUUUUGAGGCGAGUAUGACGCAGGUGCGCACAGAAGCACAUAGUCAAAUGGAAGUGCUCCGCGUGGAGCUAGAGCAACUGCGGCGCGCCGCAAAUGGUGAUGCUUGUGGUUGGCAAGAACGUGCGGAUGGGACAUUUUCUAACGCUGAAACUGGUGAAUCUGGAAUCAAAACAAUGCCAGAGGCAUUAGCCUUCGCACGCGCAGUACAACGCGUCGUCGACAUGGGGUCAAAUGAUGAAAUUACAAAAGUAGCGCAAAAGCGAGCUCAAGAUGCUGAAAUGAAGCGGCGGGAACUCGAUGUUAAGCUCAAUGAAGCAAGAGCAGAUGCACGGUCUCAACGUGACCUUUUAGACUCCUGGGGUAGUACUGCCAGGUCCAUUCUCUUGGCGUUCUCCACCUUCAAAGCGAGUUCUGAUUUAGUCUGUGAUAUUUGUAUUGUGCAAACCAAAAAGAUAUCAAAGCAGAGUGAUAGAUUAAAGCAAAUUGUGUCAAAAAUUUGCCAGACAGCUGCCACCUUCAAGGAAAUUCAAAGUGCACUUGCUGCCGCGAAAAUCAAUAACAUUAAGCUGGAGGAAGAUACCACGCGCCUCGAUUCCUCUUUGCAACAGACUCAACUAGAAUUGUCAUCUUUGCGCAAUUCACUUGACCGGGCAGUCGAGGCCGAGGUCGAGCCUAUGCGUGCAGAGAUUUCUAGAGCGCGAGAUACUAUUUCUCGUGAACGUGUAGCGCGAAUCAUCGAGCGGGGGCAACUAGCCUCUCUUUGGCCUAUUGAUCAGCCUCUGCCUGUGGCACUCCGGCGACAUGUCCAAGUUGCUAAAGAUGAACGUAGAAUGCUAUUCGAGCGUGCUUGCGGUGCAGCUGCCGAAACAGAAAUUAAGAUUGAAGUGCGCCGCCGUGUUGCGGAUGCAUUAAAGUGGUCUGAAAAAACAGAUGAUUACGGCCGCAAGUACUACGUGCAUUCGGACACUGGCGACGCUGCGUGGGAACCGCCUGUUGCAAUGCUGCAUAGGGCAGAGUCUGUCUUUCCGUGGCCAACAGAAGGGUAAGCCAUUUUGCCACAGGUACGAGCCACCACCUGGACGUAAUGAUUUGGGGAUGAUAGUAGGCCUCUCUGAAGAAAGCGUUACCAAGAACAAAAUUCCAAGGAGUCUGAGUUACGGACAUGAGCAAGGCCCCAAAGAGCCAACAACUGCUAAUCCAUCCCAUGCGUUUAAAACUGAGAUAUAAAUUGGCAUGCAUAGAAAGAAUGAGAUCCCUCUUGCCCCAUAGGUCAAGUGCUGUCCGGGAACCAUCUUCUGAUUCGUGGCAGGAAACUGUCGACGAAUGGGGCCAAGUUUCUUGGAAAAAUAAAAGAACUAACGAAGUCAGCUGGCAGAAGCCACCUGGACAUAAUGAUUCGCAAGCUGAAGAAUCGAAUGACAUCUUGGAGGCUGGCGACACAGGCAACCAACAGGAUAAAGGCGAGACGGCAUGGAAAUUUAGCAGUAAAUCAGACACGCGAAUCAAGGGCAGUAGAACGAAAACAGCUCCGGACGAGUAUUCCUCAUCCAGUGAUGAAGAAGUACCGACUUCAUUUCACGAUGCUGCAUUUUUUUCUAAGCGCCAAGAGCGCAGGAUUAUUCGCCUCGAGCGCAAAAAAAAUGCAGCAACUAUAGCUGCAAGGAGGGUGCUAACUUUCUUAGAGGAGACUGUGUCGAUGUAUCAUGAACACAGGCAACUCCCUUCCUUGUCUGAUGAAGACGAUACCCCCGCAUUUAUUGACCUGCAGUCGCUUCGUAACCUUGCAGCAGGUAAAACGGGCUGGAAGUACGUUCCCAAAAAAUCCCGCAAAGCAGCAAAAACUCGUGUUGACGUAAUUGACAUUGCAAAAACUAGAGAUCCAGGGUUGGCACGAGAAGUAAAAGCUCCGUGUGGGUUUGAGAGAGAGUCGUAUUACAUCUUAUUAUAGGUUCAAAAUGCGCUAGCGCCUGCUGCAAGAGAGUCUACUGCAAUACUAAAUUCAUCGGGGAAUUUCGUCGGAAAACAAAAGCCUUUCAUAGUAGAUGCGAAUACUCUACUUCGUGCGACCACUACCCUUGGCACUGAUGAGAGUGAUGGUGAUGGUAUAUCGCCAGAACAGCUUAGGGGGCAGUUGGAAGCGAUUGUGCGGUUGGGCGUCUUUUCUUUUUUAAAAUCUGGUAUUUGCUCCAAGAUGUAUACACAGGCUUGCUGCGAGGAUGAGUUGCUAAGGCGGCUUUCGAUGUCACGUCGUCGUCUAGGGCAAAUAUCAUACAUAUUACUGAAAACCCUGAGCACUUCAAAAGUCAAAAAUCAAUGUUGUGUACAAAUAGACUCGGUGCAUUUAUAUGAAGGCAAUCUCGAGAAUCUCCCCGAACUAACAGUGAAGCCAGAGACACACGCCCAAAAGCAGUUAAUUUCGUUACGAAAGGCAACGCUGGCAUCUUCGAACCGAGACAAAGUUUCGGAGAGACCCACUGUCCGGUUUAGUGCAGAAUCAAACUUCAUUCACAAAAUGGCAGCGAGUGCAGUUUUGCACGGACUCGAUGGUACAUGCAUAAAUGAAAAACUCCAAAGAGAGGCUUGCGUGAGGUUGGAUCUUCAUGCAUCGUCUCAAAAAACAAGGUCUCGGCAGAAGCAUUCAACUGUUGCUAAGGCAUCUCAUCUUGUUGUGGUGACUUUCGGCGUACCCUCUGUAUAAUAAUUUAAUAUCAUUUUUUUUUGUCGCAUCCUCAUCAUGUGUAGAUGGACUUAAAACUUCGCGAGGUUGGGAUAACAGAAAAAAUUUUACUCUCAGCAGGACUUGCGACACAACACUAUCUGGAGGUUCGUUCCUCUUCAGCCUCCCAAGGUUGGACCAAAAAAAUAUUGGAAAAAAAUAGGUUGCAAAGCUCCUUGACCUUACAAAAAGCAAACAAAUACACCAUCACCAGAAUAACUCGAUACGCAAGCCAGCAUUCCAAACAAAAGAAGUUGCAAAAAGUCCCUUGGAAAUUAUCAACAAGUCAAUGUCAGCUCAUGAGUUUAUUCUUGAUUCUUUGCUCACGCGAGCAUCCCAACUCGGCGCCGACGCUUGGAUUGACCACGAGGCACAGCGCAUUAACGUCGAGCUUUGGAGCUAUAAACUGAGUAAGCAUUCAAAACACAACAGCCAUGAUGAUUCAGACAAAAAUUUCUCUUUCGUGCUUAAUUCAAAGGUAGCAGAGAUGGAGCGUAAGGAUGUGCAUAUACACAUCGGCAACCUAUUUAGUGACUCUAUCAAGCGCGAUAUUAAAAUAGAGGCUUUGCGACAAGUUGAGCUAGAAUUAGUGGCUGAACGCCAACGGGGUGACUGGAUAUCCAACGGAGCGCAGCAUGCGGUGUCAGUCCGAGCCCGGCAGGUAGUUGAGCGUGCUUAUCAAGCCCGCAAGCUGGUUCAAUUGCAACAUGCUUUGAGAGUUUGCUGCGCCGAAAAACAUAAAGCCGCAAUCGUGCACCAGUCUCAUCAAAGUAAGUCUAAUACUGAGAGUCUGCUCUUUUCAAAACUUGCGGUCACUCGUGUUUGUGAAAAUCUAAGAGAACAAGGUCGGCGAAGAAGAAUUUGGCAAGAGCAAGAAGUUUCGUUUUUCCGUGCAGAGAUAAAGCGGCUCUUGUGGGAUCAAGACGCAACUAAUCAGAGACAUGCAGCGCGUAUUGCAAUCGACGAAGCACGAGUGGACCGUGAUAAUGUUCUUGACCCGUGCUUUUUUCCUUUGAAACUUUGUCACGAUUGAGCUUAGGCUAUCCUUGGCCACCAUGCUGCAGUAGCGAUUGUUUUGACUGGACUUGACGAUGGCCACGGAGUCCUAGACAAAUUUGUUAAAGAUUCAAAGAGGACAGAGGCACGCCUGGCAGCUACCUAUGCUAAACUGGCAUCACUAGAGAACUUUCAGCGUAUUGCGCUUAACCAUGAGCAGAGGCAACGCCGGGAACUUUUAUCUACAACACAUGUUCCCAGAGUGGACGUUUUACACCCAGACUGUAUAACUGCUAGUACCACCCCCCUUGAUCACUACUCAGACAUGCCCCUUGGACUGCGGUAUGUACCACUGCGCAUUGCAAAAUCCCGCCUGGGGUCUCAAUGGUUAAUGAAGAGCACGCAGACAAGACCACAUGAAAAGUUAGAAAUUAAUCCUCAUUCUUCCACAGCACCCGUGUGUUUGCGUGGACACAAACGCGCUUGUCGUAUAGCUGCAGAGCUACACCAGCAGCUACUGAGCGAACGAUCAUCUCGCCGACAGAUUAGCGCCGCGGCACUCAGUGCUGGUGUGCGCGCUGCGAAUGUCGCUAAGACAUUAGCAACAGUGGCACAGAGUAAAGCAUCAAGCGACCGGCGAUUUGCUCAACGUGAUGCACUCCAAGAAGCACAAAAGUUCUCACCUGCGCUUCCUUCCUACGAGGGGCUGUUUGCCGAACCUUUGUAUUUAGGCGCGACGUGGCGGAAAUGAAAUUCAAAUUCGAGUUAAACGCCCACAUGAAGAAGAUUGCGCUACACGUUGCGCUCUGUGAAGCACUUCGACAUAGACUUGGCUUGGCACAUGCACAGCAGAAAGUGCAGGAACUCAAAAUAUUGAAGCUGACAAAGACAAUUGCACUACUACGUGCAUGCUCCCGCGAUGAGAUCUAUUACGAACGGGCCCAUUCAGCCCGUCUCAAGCUAUGGGUGCACACAAUGGUGGCUGGGUUUGUGCGAAUUAAAAGCAUGCUCAGGCAUCGUGAGACUUUACUUCAUCGUCAAAAGGCGCUCGAUUUGGAGGCCAGGAGAUCCCUCCGCCAUGAGAUUUGGCGACAACAAAAUGCUACACAGGCUCUUGGCCUUGACACUUCAGCACUAUUCCUUUUCUUUGCUCAACGAGUCGCAGUGAUGUCUGGUGCACACAAAAGCUAUAAUGAUGCCUUGCGUAGACACACAACACAGCGUUUGCAAAACGUAAGCCCUCUUUGAGCGUUGGACGUAUAGGUGCUAAUGGAGCCACACUCGUGUUGGCAGCAAUGUGUAGAUCCCCCCGGCGAGAGCUUCGCUGCCUUGGCGCCAAAGCCCUUUCCGCAUUGACCUGGAAUAGUCAUGUAAAUAGUCGGUUGCUAGGCUUCCAAGUACUAGAGCAGUGGCAGCGUUGGGUAGAUGUGGCAGUAAAUCGCGCAAGAAAUCAAAGAACAAAUGUGAAACUAAAAACAACGGGCACGCAUCCUCAACAUAAUGUCACAGAAUUUUUUGUUCAGACUCCACAUGAUGUCACCACUCCCUAUGAUAUCGCCGUUGCUCGUCGACAAUGGGCACUGCGCAGACAGAGGACACUAGCAGGACCAAAUCUUGCGAAUAUAAGUAAACUUGUCAACUAUCGACGAGCGGCUAGCUGCGGUGAUAUGACUUCUUUGUCGCCCUUGAUAAAAAUACUAAUGGUAUUUUGUCGUGACCGUGACCAUGAGUGCGUGAUUGCCGCCAUUUCAUGCAUUGUCGCACUAUCAUUUGUUGCGGAGAAUGCUACUUUGCUUGGAAAAGUGCAGGGUCUUGUUGCAAUGGUCAGUAGCCUGAUGUAUCAUGUCAAUCCUGAGGUGGUUAUCCUGGCGUGUCACGCGCAGAUCAGCGAAAGUUUUAUGCACCUCAAAUUUUGUGUUUGAGAUCCAGCUCCUGUGUAGGCCGCAGCAAAUAUGGCGUUCCAGCAACAAUGCAACCAAGAGAGACUAGGAGCUGCUGGAACAAUCGAGUGCCUUGCGACCAUACUGCGGGUAUCCUGGGAGUCCGCAACACAUGAAGAACUAAUUGACAUCAUCGAGGCAGCAACAUGCGCACUGACCAAUCUACUAUCGCUGCAUGCACCAAACUCUCGCAAAUUUGUAGCUACUGGUGGCGUAGAACUUCUCCUGAAGUUCCUCAAUAUCAACUCCAGCAACUUGCUUGAUGCUGAUAAAGCAACUCAAAUGCAAACAAAUGUAAUCAAUGUACUAGCAAACACACUUGCUGCGGCAGGAGGGAAAAAUCUUUAUCUCGAAGACUCAUUCCUUCAUAAUACGAGCUCACUUUUUGUAUCUGCUUCUCGAGGCAUGAGAAGUUUUGCAGGCACCUCCGUUUCCGAUGAGAGAUCAUUUGCCUACAGCAUUGUGAUGUUGUGUACCGCAAAUAAUUCACCAGCAAGGCAAGCUGCUGCUUUGCUACUUGGAAAUUUAGCUUGCAGCUCACGAUUGCGGAUUGAGCUUGGUCGCCUGGGAGCUGUCGAGGCUCUCUGGAGGAUCACACGUGAGCGUAAGAGUAGUGCAGAUUGCGCUACGGCGCUUUGGGCCCUCUCAAAUCUCGUGUGGUCUAACCGAGCAAAUCAGUCACGUUGUGGGCCAUUAUUUGAAGAAAUUUUCGAAAUGAUCGCCAAUUGUCGUAUUGAACUUCCUUUUAAGUACCCGCACCUAGAACCCAGUUGUGUGUUUCAAACGAGACACAAAGAUGCGUGGAAUCAAUCAGCACCAGCGAGCCUUGAGUGUGCUUAUGCCAUGGGUCUUGUCGCAAAUGCCAUUUACUUUCAUGAUUCAAAUUGUAAUCAUAUGGAAGUUAUUCCUGGUGGUGUCGAGGCUAUCAUAAGGCUCUCCAAGGCGGAUCAGCCUUUAGCCAUACGUGAACCAGCACUUAGAUGUUUGGCAUGCCUCACAGUAUCUGACAGGGGAGCAAAACGAGUUGCACUUGCUGAGAGCAGAGACGACGCUUUCAAAGUCAUGGUCAAUGCAGCGGGUGACGCAAAUGUGGGCAGCGAGCAUGCUAGCGUACGACGGCUUGGUGCUGCUGCUCUUGCAAGCAUGAAUUCUAUAGCCUCUGCUCGCAGAUACCUGCACGAACCUGUGUAGCCCAUAGUGCCGACUAGCUUUGUUAUUUCCCUAACUUUAGGCGAGCGGCGGGUGGAAUUGAUGCGCUUGUUGCACUUGCUGGAACUGGUGAGGCAAGCAUGUCUAGGCAAGCACAUCGAACAGUAACCUCAUUUGAGAACAUUUCAAACCAAGCUCGUUCAGGUGAGAUUGCCUCAUUGCUUCGGGCAGUAGUCCACGAACGCUGAGGCUAAUGUGUAGCAGAAUGCCUUUUAACUUCUUGGAGAGGGAGAUAUGAAUUAGAGCCGUUUAAACAUGUUCUGGUGAGAAAAGGCUACUCAAGUAUUUAGGAUAAUGGUCUCGUCCAAACUGUCAGUAGGGCGUGACGGUACAGUUUUGACGUCUCAUGCGACCUGAGUCAAAUAAAAGCUGACGACUCUUUAUUAAUGAUGGUGCCUCUUACUAAUGUUUGCUGUGAUAAAAGCGCAGGCCGGCCUUCUUUGACUCAUUGAUCAGCCGGUAGUCCCCAACCCCCCCCCCCCCCC
Messenger RNA from Pelagomonas calceolata, 7633 nucleotides. The record is from the annotation of a GenBank genome assembly. Lineage: Eukaryota; Pelagophyceae; Pelagomonadales; Pelagomonadaceae.